GACAGCGUGACGCGAUCGACGGUAUUCCCGGAAGUGUGUCGCUCUCUCUGGCUUCGCCGCCGCUCCCUCAUCGUCGCGCCAUUGAGAAGUCAGGGAAGCUUUCUCUAACCUAUCGACUCGCAGUACCCGCAGGUCCACGCUGUCAAUCAUGGCCGAGCAGGAGCCCACACCAGAGCAGCUAGCCGCUAUCGCAGCCGAGAACGAAAACAGCGAGUCUGUCAACUACAAGCCGCCAGCCCAGAAGAGCCUUCAAGAAAUCCAGGAGCUCGACCAAGAGGACGAAAGCCUCCGCAAGUACAAGGAGGCGCUACUGGGCAGCUGCAAUGUUAUUGCAGCAGAUCCCAGUGCUCCCAAUGUUCAGGUGACACGGCUAACUCUCAUGUGCGAGACUGCUCCUGCCCCGCUGACCCUUGACCUGCAAGGUGAUCUGGAGUCCUUUAAGAAGCAGUCGUUUGUGCUGAAGGACGGAGUGGAGUACAGGAUAAAGAUCAGCUUCAAGGUAAACAAAGAGAUCGUCUCCGGGUUGAAGUACGUACAGCAGACCUUUAGGAAAGGGGUCAAGAUUGACAAGUCUGACUACAUGGUGGGCAGCUAUGGGCCUCGGCCGAAUGAAUACGAAUUCCUGACACCCUUGGAGGAGGCACCCAAAGGCAUGCUGGCCCGCGGCACUUACAACAUUAAAUCCAAGUUCACUGACGACGACAAGCACGACCACCUGUCCUGGGAAUGGAACCUGAACAUCAAGAAGGACUGGAAAGAUUGAGCUGUUUCCAAACCCCCAUUUUCCUUCUUGCCAUCCUCCUAUUUCUUCCCUCCCUCCCUUUCUUCCUCUCGAACCUCCUCCAGUUCCCUCCAUCAUCAACAUCAUCAUCAUCAUAAUCUUGGAUUAACUGCUUAACCGAUUUAAAGGAAAAGGAUCUUUCUCACUCUGUCCAUUUUCCUACAGUUUUCUUCCCUCCCUCCAUAUUCCUAUCCCUUUCCCUCCCAAUGAGUAUUGAGGCUUUUCAUGAAAUAUAUAUAUAUAUGUGAAAACAAACAAAAACGUGCACAAUCCAUAUUUUGUGUUUUGGUUUGUUUGUAUAUAAAAGUAAAAACCGAGGAAAAAAAAAAUUCAAAAAACCUCAUGAAUACUAUUGACAUGGUUGUUAUAAGUAAUCUUCACUGCCCCCCGUCUUCCUCUUGUGUCCUAAACCCUUCCCCCUGUUUAUCCCGCGUCAUUCUUUUCUCUGACAUUCCUUGUUUUCUUUUUAACCAUGAUCUGCCUUUAUGAGUGAAAUGGGAGAAGGUGCCACUUACUGAUAUUUUUCCACUGGCAUUCCCUCACAACUCAAAAGUUUGCCUUUGCCCAGAGGGAACGUGUCGAUGCCUUUGAGAUGAGCCUAGGGUUAGCGUAGCAUGGGUAACUGUAGAAAUGUUAGCGAUAUGGCGGAGCAGGUCUUUACUAGGCUCUCGGUGUGAAUGCGUGUGUCCAAAUAUGGUU
This is a messenger RNA of Sinocyclocheilus rhinocerous, 1480 nucleotides long. RefSeq names its product Rho GDP dissociation inhibitor (GDI) alpha. NCBI's taxonomy places the organism in Eukaryota, Metazoa, Chordata, Actinopteri, Cypriniformes, Cyprinidae. Bases 149 to 763 code for a protein of 204 amino acids. The transcript has 6 exons. Gene Ontology annotation, cellular component: cytoplasm; membrane; cytosol. The record is from RefSeq and is a predicted model, not a curated record. Gene Ontology annotation, biological process: Rho protein signal transduction. Gene Ontology annotation, molecular function: protein binding; Rho GDP-dissociation inhibitor activity.